Saccostrea cuccullata (small rock oyster) is the source of this 856-nucleotide messenger RNA. RefSeq lists its product as uncharacterized. Bases 14 to 856 code for a protein of 280 amino acids. The transcript has a single exon. The record is from RefSeq and is a predicted model, not a curated record. Lineage: Eukaryota; Metazoa; Mollusca; Bivalvia; Ostreida; Ostreidae.
AUAUUGACUAAAUAUGGAAUCUCGAAGAGGAGAAUCCCUUGCAUCGGAUCGAACACUUUCUGAUCAACUUUCCACUAUCUGGGAAAAUAACGGAAAGCAAUGUAGAUGUCAUACUAGAGCCAGUAGAGGCGGGCCCUGCAACAGUCUUAGCAGCUGUUCACUGGAAAUCUUCAUGGAAAGCAGCGUGUCAUCAUUCGGCUCUACGCCGACUUUUAACGAAAGCGGCCGACUCCUUCCGGAAAGCGCGUACGGUUCCACAGUAACCAAUGCUCCAGACAGUUCAAUGUGGCCAGUCGCCAAACGCAUGUUAACCCCUGCAAGUUUUCAAUCACAGGGGUAUUUUAGCUACAUGGAUAAAAAUCCAGAAUAUUUUCGACACCGGAGAGCUGAGCCAACCAAAGCUAAACAUGUUCAAGCCAAGUCAACUAAACUACCGGACAUUAAUGCCCACAAAAAAUACGUUCAUAUACCUAAAGACAAUACCCAACAAGUUAUGAUGGAAAGAUGCUAUAAAAACAACCAAGUUGGCCGAUCUAACACUACUCACAAGAUCAAAGAAAUUCAGUCCGUUUACGCUCCAGAGAGGAAAACCUCUGAGGUGAAGGCAAAAUCCAAGCAACCGCAAAGUUACAGAAAACCUGCCGAAAAAAAACUUUCCUCAGUCCAGACAAACAAUUUACAUGCGAAAAUCGUUCCAAAUAAAAACAACAAACCUACUGAAAAUAAAAGAAAGAAGAACUACGACACUGCGAAAGAGAAUACAGACAUUUUAAAAUCCAGAGCCAUGGCGCCACCAUUUAAUACACACGUAGACAGAGAAGCUUCUCAAAGAUUUAUCCGGCAUUAUUAUGGUUAA